UUUGAAAUAUUGUUUCAAUAUUAAUACUCUUUCUGUUUUUUUUAAUGUUUCACAAAGAUAGAUUUUUUGUAGUUUCAAUUUUUUUAUUAGAUUACUAUUGGUUAAAAAUUAUUGAAAUACAGAAAACAAUAUAUUUAAUAUAGUGAUUUUACUAAAAAGUAUAUCUUUGUAAAAUGGAGGGAUUAGUUGUGUUUUAAAUGAAAAGUAGAGAAUUUGAUACUUAUUUUAAUUAAAUAUACUAUAGCCAGUAGAGAGGACUAGAAUAUUAUUUGGAAACGGUGUACAGUCAACCCUAUAUAAAAAAUGAUAUUUAAAGUAAUUACUGGAAACUUAAUCACUCUAUAUUUUAGUUCUACUUGUGCUGCCAAAGUGCUUUAUUUUAGUCAAAUUGGAUCACAAUCAUAUAUACUCCUCCAUGUAAAAUUGGAGUUUAUUAUUGUAUCCAUAAAAAUACAAUAUGCGGUCUAAAUAGUUAGCUGACUUGCUAAAAAUAUAGUUAGCUGACAAAAAUCAAUGGCAAGUGUUAUACAAGAACAACAUCAAAAGUAACAAAUAUUAAUAUAGUUACUUAUAGGGUCGAAGAAAUUUCUAUAUAUAACCAUCCCAUCUCCUCUCAGGACUCAACCUACCACAUUAAAAACCAUUUCCUCUCUUGCAACCUCACUGCAGUUUUUUGUGGUUCCCUCUUUUUUUCUAAGCCAUUUUUUCUUGUGCAGAAAAAAGGCGAAGCUAUGGAGUUUUUCUGGAAAAUGAUGUCAUUGAUGAGUUUGAUGAUGAUGGUGAUGUGCAAGAGUGUGGAUGGUUAUAGUAGCGGUUGGGUCAAUGCUCGAGCCACAUUCUAUGGAGGUGCUGAUGCUUCUGGCACCAUGGGCGGUGCGUGUGGGUACGGUAACCUAUACAGUCAAGGAUACAACACGAACACAGCGGCGCUAAGCACGGCUCUAUUCAACGGCGGCCAAAGCUGCGGCGCUUGUUUCCAGAUCAAAUGUGUAAACGACCCAAAAUGGUGUCGCCGGGGAACAAUCACCGUCACCGGAACAAACUUUUGUCCACCUAACUUUGCUCAAGCCAACGACGCCGGAGGUUGGUGUAACCCUCCCCAACAUCACUUUGACUUAGCUCAGCCCAUCUUUCUCCGCAUAGCUCAAUACAAAGCUGGUGUCGUCCCCGUCCAAUACCGAAGAGUGGCUUGCCGGAGAAGAGGAGGAAUGAGAUUCACGAUCAACGGCCACUCAUACUUCAACCUCGUACUCAUAACUAACGUCGCCGGUGCCGGGGACGUAGUUUCCGUCUCCGUUAAAGGGACAAGGACAGGUUGGCAAAGCAUGUCGAGAAACUGGGGACAGAACUGGCAAAGCAACGCAAAUCUUGACGGUCAAGCUCUUUCCUUCAAAGUAACAACUAGUGAUGGCCGUACAGUCGUCUCUAACAACGCUACUCCUCGUAACUGGAGCUUCGGACAGACUUAUACCGGAAAACAGUUCCGAGGUUAGAGGUGAUGACGUGGACUGAACACUUUAUGAUGAAGAAAAAAACGUUUUUACUUAUUACUGAUUUUGGAAUUUUUUAGAGUUUGCAUAGUUUUUUUUAAAAAAUGUUUCGGAAUUUAUCUAAUUAACCCAAAAGAGAAACUAAAAUAAAUAAUUAAAUGGCGGAAAAACAAGUUUUUUCACCGGCAGCUUUUGUAAUUUGCCGGUGAGGCUGAGGUGAACAGAAAGGGAGAAAGGGAGCUUUGUGUUUUCACCCGCCGCCUGAGCAUUUGAGAUUUCCUUUUUUUUUUAAUAUAUGUUUUUUUUUUGUAUUUUAUUUGGCUUUAAGAUGUUCGAUGGUAUGUUUCUGUAAGGCAUUGUCUAUUGAACUAAAAGUAAUUUUAUAGUUUUAUAUGCUUAGUUUUUCUUGUUCUUCUUUAAUCAUGAGAGACCAACAUCAUUAUCACAAAUUAUUACGCUAGUUUUAUAGUCUUAUCCUUUAUUUCUUUGAUUCGCUGUUAACUCAUGAUAUAUAAAUGUCAUAUGAUCUAAUAUGAAAUGUUACGCCUAGAAAAUGUUAUGUUGUAACAGACCAAUAUAGGAAAAGAUAUUCGUCUGCUAAAAGAAAAUGAAAUGGACAAGUAUGGUAAUCAAGAUGAUGAUGUACUGACUAAACUACUACAACCAGGUCGUUUUUAUCAACUACUCAAGCCAAUGUUAUUGUCAAGUCUUCAUCUUUUGUAGACACUACCAAACUACAGACUAGAGCCUCCAAUUAUCAUUUUUCCAUCUUCCAGUAUCUGUUAAUAAUCUUUUUCUUUCACAUAGUUUUUCUACAUUUAUUUCAUGCCUGCUUACUCAUUCUACAGUGGGUUGAAUAAUGAAGAGUCAAGUGAAGACAAGAGUGAAACCAAACCGUUUGGCUCGGUUAGCUUGUGCUCUGUUUCUGGAUGAAAGAAUGGGACCUUUAGGGAUUCAAAACUCCAUCCGCUUUAUCAAAAAAUGGCUUGUGAGUUGUUACGGAUAUCACAAAAACGUUACAUAUGAUCAUAUUUAGUAUGUCACACACUAAAUAAUAAUAAUUAAAUUCCAAAAGUAUAUAAUCAGAAAAUCAAAGAUAAUAGUAACACUUUUUAGAUAUUUUCUUUGGUGUUAAAAUAAACCUUCGGACAGAUUCUCUAUCUAGCUAUUUGCUUAUUCUCUUGUUUUUCACGAUUCGCGUUGCCUCAUAUGAUAUAGAAACAGUAAUUAUUAAAAAAAGUUCAUAAAUAAUCUCGCCUGUAUUACUUUGACCUCGGUGAGUUUAGAUUUCAUGUGCUUCUCUUUCUCUCUGUUGUUUGUUCUGUACCUGGCUAGGGUUUUGCUUUGACCCUACAUCGUUGCUUAUGACAAUUUGUUUGGUUCCUGAGAUUCUGAAUCUCACAUCCCUUGUUCUUCAUGUUUUUUGUCAGCCUUUUGUACCCUCUGAAUUUGGAUUUCCGCGGAAGCUAGAAGGGUUAGUUCUGAAUUAUGGACAUUAUAAGUCAGUUGCACGAUGAGCUUCUCUUAAAAUAUUGUCAUUACGCCCUAGGCUAAGGAUGUUGUAGCAACAAUGGUUAUGUCAAAACGUUGGAAGUUUCUUUGGAUGUUUAAACGGCGCUGAAAGUAUUGACAUUAUAGUCACGUGAAGGAAUUCAAGAUAGCCAAGGCAUUAUCAGGCAUCUUUUUUUUUGGACACCAAUAUUAUAAAUGCGAAGGAAAACGGUCCAGCAGCAGAGAGUUAGUUGGCUGUGGCCAAGUACAAGACUGAUUUAGCAAGUGAAUCAGCCAUAACAUUAAGGUUCCUAGGAAUAAAAGUAAAUACAAUGCAGUCAAAGGAGAGUGAUAGAUGCUCGAUGUCCCGAGUGAUUCCGUAGAGCUCUGUCGGAUGAUACGUCGAGGUGAUAAUAGCCACGAGGGCUUGACAAUCUGAUUUUAAGCAGAUUCUUGAGUACCCCGCUUCGAGGGCAUGGAGGAGCGCUGAUCUUACAGCUAAGGCUUCUGCCAUUAGAGGGGACACUGUGUGAUCAAAUGUUGCCGUCCCCUGUAGUAACCGUUCAUCCUGAUGAUCUGUGAAAAUCCAACCACAACCUGCCCUGUUUGUCGUCGCCUGCCAUGCAGCAUCAGAACAGCAUUAUCAGGCAUCUAACUAGACUUAUAUACAGGGUUCUGCUUUCACCUUCCAAUAAAAAUCCAAAUACACUCUAGCAUAUGUCCAUAUAAGUUUCUCUGAGAUGAAAAAUAAAAUCUAUAACUCUCAUGCCAUUAGCAUCAUUAAAAGAGAGAUUAAGAGCAAACCUUUCAGCUGUUGGACCAAAUCCUUUCAAAAAUUUCCCAGCUUCUUCAGUUCUGCUUUUAUCUUUCACCAAGCCCACUUUUGCCUUAUCACAAGCCCUUGAUUAUAUUUUCGAUUUUUUUUCUGCUUUAGAUUGUCACGAGCAGCUUUCCCAGCAUGUCACAUUACCAUCAUAUAUACUCAUCACUCCCAUCACAGCAAUCUGAGCAAACCAUUGGAAUCCUUCAACGUUUUCUUCUUCCGUGUAGCGUUGGAAAGAACAUAGCUACAUACCACAGAUACCAUCAUUGACUCUAGAAGAAAACAAAACUAAAAGGAGAUUGGCCUGCGACAAUAGAAUUUUCCAUUCGGACAAGCUGACGUACCUGGAUAGGUUUUGGUGCAGUUUCACUAGACACUCGUAUUUUACGAAUCUGUAUAAUUAUUUCCAAAUAAAUUGGCCCAUUAGCUCAGUUGGUUAGAGCGUCGUGCUAAUAACGCGAAGGUCACAGGUUCGAAACCUGCAUGGGCCACCUUUUUUUUUGUUGCAUUCCUUAUUAAAACGUCGUCGGAUCAUGCUGAUACAAAGCUAUAAGUCAUGGGCUCAAACAGAAUAAGCCCAGACCUAACAAUUAAGUCGCUUCUAGGGUUUAUGAAGUCUUUAUCUCUUCACCACUGUAUAUAUAUACUCAUCUUCUUUGCUCUGUCACAUAUUCAAUCCAAUUGUUUCUUCUCCGGCGCAUCUAUUUUCGAUUUUUUUUUAUUUAUUAUUCAAAAAUCGUCUUUUUUUUUGUUUUCUAUAUUCUAAUUUAGAAGGAAAAAGCCUAAUUUGCAAUUACUUGAUUCAUGUGAAUGGGUCAAGGAAUCUAUCGUUAGGCUAAAUAGAUGUUGGAUACGUUUCUCUAUCCUGUAAGCUUACGUACCUCCGUAAGCUUGCUCUGCCUCUUAUUAUCCGAAGCUUCUUUGUUUCUCUUACAAAGGAGCUUUGGUGAAUACGCAGAUACAUCUA
Messenger RNA from Brassica napus (rape), 4771 nucleotides. Its product is annotated as expansin-A14. The transcript has 4 exons. The record is from RefSeq and is a predicted model, not a curated record. Gene Ontology annotation, cellular component: extracellular region. NCBI's taxonomy places the organism in Eukaryota, Viridiplantae, Streptophyta, Magnoliopsida, Brassicales, Brassicaceae. Gene Ontology annotation, biological process: plant-type cell wall organization. The coding region runs from base 732 to 1493 and encodes 253 amino acids.